AUGGUGAUUGACAAACAGUACCAGCAUUUAAUUGCAUGGACGUACUCCGGAACAUCGUUCAUUGUGUGCAAUAUUACCGAGUUUUCGAGAGACGUCCUACCCAAGCACUUCAAGCACAACAAUUUUAGUAGCUUUGUUCGUCAAUUGAAUAUGCAAGUACUGUAUGGGUUUCACAAGGUCAACAAAUCUCCAAGAGGGCAUCGAACACUAGCAGAGAAUCAGAUCUGGGAGUUCUCUCAUCCGAAAUUCAUGAGAGGUCGCCCAGAUCUGCUUGAUGAAAUUAAGCGUAAA
Messenger RNA from Phycomyces blakesleeanus NRRL 1555(-), 291 nucleotides. Its product is annotated as heat shock factor-type transcription factor. Gene Ontology annotation, biological process: regulation of DNA-templated transcription. NCBI's taxonomy places the organism in Eukaryota, Fungi, Mucoromycota, Mucoromycetes, Mucorales, Phycomycetaceae. The transcript has 2 exons. Gene Ontology annotation, molecular function: sequence-specific DNA binding; DNA-binding transcription factor activity. The annotation marks the transcript as partial. The record is from RefSeq and is a predicted model, not a curated record.